AUGCCCGCAUUCAAACGCUCUCGCUCGGCCAUCGAGCCCGCACAGAGCGCAUCCUCGUCCUCUGGCGCCAGCGGCAGCGCAACAAGCUCCCCCUCGCCCUGGAAGCGCAUUCGCGACUUUGUCGUCGCACCCUUCAGCCCCUCGCCCAGCAGCAAACGCAGGAGGACGCAUUCAAACCUCUCCGACGCACCCCAGCACGCCGCCAGCGGCUUCAUCGAGCUCGAUCCUUCUUCCGACAACCCUGCAGCUCCGGCCACCCUUCCCGCCGACCAAGAGGGCAGCCUUCGCUACCCCAGCCUCGAUCGCUUGCAGGAGCACGACAGGAACAGGACCGUCUCCAGCGGAGCCUCGUCUACCAACCGCGUCCUCAGGCUCUAUCCAUCACUGCCCUCCUUACCACGCUCGAACUCGGAAUCAGCCGAGGACGACCAAGCGGUCCCCGAGCAGCAUACCGCCGCUGAGCCUGCGCCGUUCCAAUUUAGCCGCGAGACGUCUCAGAGGCUCAUCGAGAUUCUCGACAGGAACGACCUCAGUCGGUCCCCCGACGGCGUCGAGCUGGACAUGGAAGCCCAGCGGGCGAGGGAGAAGGCAAGGGUGGAUCGGGAAAUGGCAGCGAUCCUGGCAGACUCCCGCCGCUCCCCGGCGUCAUUCGGGGCCAAAGGCAAGGCAAGAGCCACCGAAGAUGGGAUCGUCGCUGCUUCAAAUGAUUCGGCUGCCUCCGAAGGACCAACGGACCAGGACGUCGACGAGAUCGAGGCCCUGGUCGCAUCUGACAAGGGCGAACAGCUGGGCGACUUCGGCGGAGCGGAAGCCGACCUCUCUGUGCCAAUGGCAACGCCUUCAGAGGAUGGGGACGCCAAAGAGGACGAGCUCGCCGCGAGCAUCAAGGAGCCGCCAUCCGCCGACGACGCGAUACCAUCCGACGAGGCCAGUACCGAUGCCAACGUGCUUGUCGAUCUGCACACAGACUCGACGAACGUCGACUCGGAUCAGCUCGAGGCAGCUUUACCUGACGUGGGCGGUGAGGCGGCGCCAGUGGCCGCGAACGCCGACCAGUCAGCAACUGAAGCAGCGGCCGAAUCUGAGCCAGCCUCCAGCUUCGGUGCCGCCAACGAGCAUACAAGCGACGUGGCGGAGGCCGCAGCUGCAUUCGUCCGAGACCUCAUCGCCGCCGGCCAGUCAAGUCAACACAAAGAGCCAACGUCGACUGACAUGGACGCAGAAAGCCUCGGGGCCGCCGCACUCGGCGACGAUGCCGAUGCAAGCAUGCAAGAGCCCCAGCAGGACGAGGCGAACGUCGAAUUUGAGCAAGCUCCACACCUGGACAGCCACGUGCCGAUGCUGGCGGGCACGGCCCCGUCGGAAGGCGACCACGAGAAAGUCGAUGGAUCUUCGCAGCACUCCGACGCGUCGAGCGACGACAGCGACGACAGUUCUGACCUGGACCGGGCGGGCGAUGACGACGAUGGGCAUGGCGUUGAAGUGGACGAGCUCGAAAGCGCGGACGAAGCAGAGGCCGGUACAGACGACGAGGAAGACGAGGACGAGGAUGGGGAUGGAGACCAUGGCGAGGAAAGCGAGGAUGAGGAGGAUGAGGAAGAGGAUGCAGACGAAGAUGCAGCGGAGGACGGAGACAGCGGGGAAGACGAGAUCAUCCUGGUGCAGGGCUCUCACCCGGCGUCAGCGACAGCUUCGUCCGAGCUCGAGGCCGGCGAGACAGACGACGCAUCUUCUGUCGGUCCGGUCGGUGACGAUGAAGAAGCUGCUGCGGAAUCUUCGGUCUCAGCAGUCGCUCUCAGGCCACUACCCAACGGAGCUGACGUUGUCGACCUCACCGGCGAGGACGAUGACGAGCGCGAUGUUGCCGCUGACACCUCGGAUGUCAAGUUCAGCCCGGCAAAUGCAGCGCGAGUCGGGCAGCUCCUUCAGCGCCGGUCUCAAGCAGAUUCGCCCUCGAGGCGCCGCCCCCGCCACUCGGCGCUCGUCGGACCCAUGACGAUGGAAGCGAUCCAGAAGGAGCACCAGCACGCUUUCAGCUUCGACUCGUCUCUGCACGACCGCAGCAGCCUAUACUCUGGACACGACGGCGGCUACGGCGACGCAGACGAUGACGACGACGGGCGCUCGGAACGGUCGGCGGCCGACUCGGUGCGGGAGAUCGGGCGGCGCGUGCAGACCAUGAAGCUCUUCAAGCCACGAAGCGGCAAGCGACUGUCGAGCGGCGGGCUGGGCUUCCCGCGCGCUCCGAGCUCGGUCGGCGGCUCUAGCAGUGUCGGCUCGUUUGCGAACUCGCCUCAGCCCAAGAUGCGAAGCUCGAGCUACACGAAAAAGAACCACAUCUUCAGCGGAGAGCACAUCCGAGCGGUCAGCAUGAACAACAGGAUGAACCUCAGGAGGCGGGUCAAGCAGGCUUGGGCCCAGGUCAACUCGCUGAGAAAGGUCCACAAGGUGCCCACAAUCAACCUGGAGGUGUUCGAGGGGCUGGCUCGAAAAGGUGCAGAGGUGCAGAGGAUCGUGCAGGCCGAGAACGACCGAGACUUUGCCAAGAAGCUGCAGACCCAGGACGAUUAUGUCGAGUCGUUCCUCCGCCGCCUCAAGCAGAGAGAGGAGGACGCCGGCAGCCUGAUGCCUCUACCGGCGCACAAGCUCAGCGAGAUCGAGCGCCUGAAGCGGGAGCAGCGCGAGCGUGCCCGCAAGCUGCGGGGCGUCCUAGGUAGGAGACCGCUGCCGGAUCGGCUGCCGGACAACGCUGAGGCCGAGGUCGACGAAAUCUUCCGUCGACGAGGCAAGAUUGCGUCGAUCCCCGGCGCGCAGGUAGACGACAAGGACGUGCGCAAGCUGCUGCCGUACCAGUGGCUCAACGACGAGGUCAUCAACUUCUACGGUAAUCUCGUCCUGAACCGCGCCAACGAUGCCGAAAAGAAGCGGCAGGAGGGCAUCAAGAAGGCGGCGCAGGCGCAGCCACCCGACGAUGCGACCCACGACGCCGCUGGCAAGGGCAAGAAGAAGAAGCAGGAGCGGCCCUAUGACCCUGCCCUCGAUGCCUACUGGCGCGUUCAUUUCUUCUCGAGCUUCUUCUGGGAGAACCUCAAGAACCGAGGUUUCGACGGCGUCAAACGCUGGACUCGCAAGGUCGACAUCUUCAGCAAGGACAUCGUCCUCUUCCCGAUCAACCUGGGCAACUCGCACUGGGUAUGCGGCGCCAUCAACUUCCGCGAGCGGCGGUUCGAGUACUACGACUCGAUGGGCAUCGAGAACCGCAAGGCGUAUGCGCUGAUGCGGUCCUAUGUCGUGUCAGAAGGGCUGGACAAGAAGAAGCGGCGCAUCGACCUGCGCGGCUGGCGCAACCGCUUCUCGCGCGAGACGCCGCAGCAGGAGAACGGGUACGACUGCGGCGUGUUUGCCGCCAUGACGCUCGAGCAGAUCAGCCGCCGCGAUCCGAGGAAGAGGAUCCCGCCGCCCGUCGAGGUCAAGUGGGUCGAGGCCAGCGGCGACGACGGCGAAGAGAGCGAGGUGGGCAGCAGCGACGACGACGAUGACGGCGGCGCGCGUGCGCAGACCCACGACGACGACGACGACGAGUACGAGUGGAACUUUCGGCAGCACAACAUGCCCUACCUGCGCCGGAGGAUGGCCUACGAGAUUGCCACCACCCAGCUGCUCGAGUAG
Messenger RNA from Pseudozyma flocculosa PF-1, 3669 nucleotides. RefSeq lists its product as uncharacterized. Gene Ontology annotation, cellular component: nucleus. The coding region runs from base 1 to 3669 and encodes 1222 amino acids. The record is from RefSeq and is a predicted model, not a curated record. The transcript has 6 exons. NCBI's taxonomy places the organism in Eukaryota, Fungi, Basidiomycota, Ustilaginomycetes, Ustilaginales, Ustilaginaceae. Gene Ontology annotation, biological process: protein desumoylation. Gene Ontology annotation, molecular function: deSUMOylase activity.